AUGUCUCCCACGCAACCGGCACCAGCCCGCGUUACCUUUGAGCGGGCGGCAAAACGAAAGAUAAGCAACGCAGUAGAAGACUUGGAAGACAUGGUACAGGACGCUGCCGCGGUUGCAGAGGUUGCCGAUGAUCGGGGCCAAAUGGAAGAACUGUACACGAUUAUCGAGGGGGCGAGAGACGCCGUACACGACGCUACCACCGAGCCUGAAUAUCUCAUGACAACUGCCCUUCCUCUGAAGGUGUCUGAGUCUUCAAGCUCGCCUUCUCGCACUCACAACGUACUCCCAGUUGUCGUUGAUCGGACUAAUCUGGAUGAUAUCGCCCCCGACGUCCGUCUACAUGCUGACCUGCCAAGAGCAUCAGUGUCUUAUGACUGGGCCUACUCGAACCAGAAUGCGCGAAAAGAAAGCAGUUCUUCUACGUCGUCAUGUUCGUCCAGUGACCGCAAAAGCGAACGAGACCACCUUCAUGCCGAUCUGCUUCUACCCAAGCUCGUUCAGCCAGCUCCGAGAGAACAUGUGGAUUUUGUCCUCCGUCCUGUGGGCCGUGAUGAGUCUCGUGGUCGCUCUCGCCGACGCCACCACGGUGAUUCCACACGACACCGACAUCGACGCCACCAAAGCCCAAAGCUUGUGUGUCGACCCAAGCCCCGGCCCGAACCAAGAGAUUCAGGCUUCGGUGAAACCGAGUGCUCAUCCGACGAGGAUGAUGUACCAUCGAAACCAUAUGGCGGCGAACUCACCGUGCGGGAACAGGCACACCAUCAUACGUUUAGUCUUCAUCGACAUCACCGUAGACAGCCAAUUGCGAGAAACUGGUCUACGGGCAAGAAGCGUCUAACCGCCAGUAUUGCAUGCAUCAACACAGCUCUGCUUGGCAUCAUCGUCGGUAUCUACGCUGGUGAGGUACCUCGUAUCCAGUACUCUCUCGCAGACGAACGCCAUAUCGUCAUCAUAGGCAAUGCAGUACUCUACGCUGGACUUGCCAUCUCGACCUUCUUCGCUUGGACACUACCUCUCCUGCACGGACGCAAGCCCUACAUUCUCGCUUCUCUAGCGAUCGCCUUGCCACUUCAGUUUCCCCAAGCUAUUGUUGUAAGCGGGUACCACAAUAAGGAGGCAAAGUACCGUGUUGGGCUCUUGUUAUCACGUGGUGUAUCUGGUUUCGUCCUCGGCUUCGCAAAUGUCAAUUACAUCACUGUACUGCUUGACCUCUUUGGAGCUUCGCUACAGUCCAAGAACCCUCACCAAGAGUUCGUUGUCGCGAAUGAUGUCCGCCGCCAUGGUGGAGGUAUGGGCAUGUGGCUGGGCAUCUGGUCAUGGUGCUGGAUUGCUUCCAUUGCCGUCGGCUUUCAGAUUGGCGCUGCGAUCAUCGACUGUCUAUCGCCGCAGUGGGGAUUCUACAUUAUCGUCGUGAUUCUGGCUUUUGCCUUGGUCCUCAACAUCACGACUUCGGAAACGCGACGCGCACCCUUUCGGAAGUCUGUAACUGAGGUGUACGACAGAGACGAGAACUAUAUUACCAGGCGCGUGAGUCGGGGUGAGGUAAAGUUACAUAUCGAGACUGAGGGACCGAAGUAUUGGUUUGAAGAAGUGUGGGCGGGUAUCAAGCUCAUGACAAUGAUGCUCUGCCAACCUGGCUUCCUCGUCCUGGCACUCUACCUUGGAUGGAUCUACGCGCAGGUGGUACUUGUGAUCGUCCUUCUCGGUGCUCUGUUGUCGCGAGACUACCGAUGGAAACCAACAAAGGUGGGCGCGGGCGUUAUAUCGAUAGCUAUUGGCGCCUUCCUUGCCAUCCCCUUGACGAAAGCCGGCAUCUUCUCUCGUGAGCGGAAAAGUGCAUUUCGCACCGACUCCAUGACCUUCCAGAAGCAAGUGACCUGGUCGAGCCAUCUUGUCCGCCGCGCCAUCUUCACGCUCACGCUUCCGCUGAUGGGCAUGGCGUACACUGUCUCGUCGGCUAGGUGCCCUCAACCAUGGCUUGUACCGAUUAUCUUCGCUGGCGCUGUAGGAUUCCUCAGUAUCCUCGCCAUAGCCGAAUGCCAUGGUCUGAUGAUGGAGACGUUCGAUACAUGUGACUUGCAACCUGGAGUCAACACGCGACAUCGCUUGCAAAGCAUGGCUGUACAAGAUCGUAGAAGGAGGACAAACUACACAUCAUUCCCUCGUGUCACUGCGGGUAUCUUCGCUAGCCAGAUUAUCGCUUUCGUCCUCGCCGCUGUCGCAACCAUGGUGGGCGGCAACAUGACGCGAAGUCUUGGCGCACAAAAGUCCACGGGUGCCACAGCGGGCAUUCUCUUUGGCAUCACUGUUCUUCUGAUCCUGGUCCUCUGUCGCUUCAAGUCCGUACAAGUUAUACCCAACCAUACCUUCGGAACCCGUCGCGACACGGCAGCCUGGCAAGAGUUCAAAGAUCUAGAAAACGUCGGCCGGGGCAGCGACUGGAAAGCUGUUGUAAUUGGAAACCCCAGUGGUAAGAUGAGAAGGAUGAGUGUGCUUGAGCUGGGCGCAUUGAGUCGCUGGACUGAGAUCAGAAAGUUGAACUUUCUGAUCAAAGGUGAGAUGUUGGGACAGCCCAAGGAGAAGAAGAGGAGUUUCGAUGGUAGUUGGUGA
Molecule: messenger RNA, 2613 nt
Organism: Alternaria triticimaculans
Lineage: Eukaryota; Fungi; Ascomycota; Dothideomycetes; Pleosporales; Pleosporaceae
Exons: 1
Coding region: 1-2613 (870 amino acids)
Biological process (GO): transmembrane transport
Molecular function (GO): transmembrane transporter activity
Source: RefSeq, a predicted model, not a curated record